This is a messenger RNA of Coffea arabica (coffee), 3487 nucleotides long. The record is from RefSeq and is a predicted model, not a curated record. Lineage: Eukaryota; Viridiplantae; Streptophyta; Magnoliopsida; Gentianales; Rubiaceae.
AUGAGACGUUUAUUAGCAACAGUGAAAUUGUUGCCGUAUAUGAAGGUGUUGGAAACCAGCCAGACUUUCCUCGAAUUUAGGAGGACAAAACACAGGACCGUGGCAGAUUGGAAGAAAAUGAUCAGGCAACUGUUAUUGUCUUUCUUGUUGAUCCAAACCACUCUAGUGGCUGCCAGAGGCAGGGGAAGACGCCACCCUGCUGUUGUUCCCCCUCCUGCAAAAAAGUGGCUAACUCUAAAUGGAGGUGAGCCUGUGGUAGUAGCCAGGGGUGGAUUCUCUGGAAUUGCACCAGAGUCCAGUUUACCCGCUUAUUCUACGGCACAGCAGACGAGCUUGGCUAGCACGAUCUUACUCUGUGAUCUCCAACUUACAAAGGAUGCACAGGGCUUUUGCCAGUCUAGUCUGAACCUUCAAAAUGCAACAACUAUUGCUACAGCUUUUCCAGACUUGAAACCAAGAACCUACAACAUAAACGGAAAGAAUGUGGAAGGAUUCUAUGGGGUGGAUUUUUUGGCAGAUGAUCUACUCAAAAACGUUUUCUGUAAGUUGUCAGACGGUUAUACAGAGCUUCAGUUUCCUUUCUCAGUUUGUAGAGUACUAUCAUCUGGUUACAAUUUGGUGCAAAGCAUUUACUCAAGAUCCCCUGGUAUGGAUGGUUCAUACCCUCUGUUGACACCCUAUGAUGUUGUGGGCAUGCAAGGUCCUCCUCCAGUACUAUGGAUGAACGUCGAGUGUUGUUGCAAUUUUGUGCUGCAGUAUCCUAGUUUCUACGACGGACUGAAACUCAGCUCAUCAGCAUUUAUUAUAGAUACCAUGAGAGACUUGAAUCCUGCAUACAUUUCAUCACCAGAGAUUGGAUUCUUGAAGGGCUUAGUAGGAAAGGUGAACCCGGCAAAGCUCAUUUUUAAGAUUCCGGACAUAAACGAAGUUGAACCUACAACGAAGAAGACAUAUGUUACACUGCUGUCAGACAUAAAUAUGAUCAAGACAUUUGCAUCCGGGAUUAUUCUUCCAAAAGAAAGCAUAUGGCCCGUAGAUAGUGGAAGGCUAUUGCUGCCUGCUACGAGUUCUGUAUCUGAUUUCCACAAAGCAGGUGUUGAAGUGUAUGCUUCUGGCUUUGCAAAUGAUGACUACUUAAGUUAUAAUUAUAGCUAUGAUCCAACCAAGGAGUAUCUGCAGUUUAUAGACAAUUCUCAGUUUUCGGUUGACGGGGUAAUUACGGAUUUCCCUGCCACCGCAUCAGAGUCCAUUGCAUGCCUAGCCCAGAACAAGAAUGCUCCCAAAAUUGUAAAAGCACUGAUAAUAUCUGACGACGGAGCAAGUGGAGAUUACCCUGGGUCGACUGAUCUUGCAUACCAGAAAGCCAUAGAUGAUGGAACCGAGAUAAUCGAUUGUUCUGUUCAACUGUCCAAGGAUGGAACCGCCUUCUGCUUGCCUUCUGCUGAUCUUAUAGGGACAACCACUGCAGCAUCUCUUUUCAUGGACCGAUCUACCAGGAUACCUGAAAUUCAAGAUAAGAAUGGAAUAUUCUCCUUUGAUCUCACUUGGACUGAAAUUCAAUCACUCAAACCUCAACUUGCAAGCGUUUUUGAUGGCCCUCUUGCUCGAAACCCUGCAAACAAGAAUGCAGGAAAGUUCGUUACUCUUAAUGAAUUCUUGGAUCUUGCUAAGAAAAGGGCAGUUACAGGAGUUCUAAUUAACAUUGAAAAUGCUGCCUAUCUAGCAUCAAACAAGGGUCUUGACAUUGUUGGUGCUGUCACCACUGCCUUGAGCAACGCCACAUUGGAUAAGCAAUCUACUCAGAAAGUUUUGAUUCAGUCAGAUGACAGUUCAGUGCUUUCGAAGUUCCAGGACAUCAAGACUUACCAAAGAGUCUUGGCCAUCGACAAAGAUAUAAGUGGUUCAACCCAAGAAACAGCACAAGAAGUCAAAAAAUAUGCUGAUGCUGUUAAAGUGUUCAGAAAUUCUAUUGUUCUGGACUAUCCAAACCCCGUCUUCAUGUCCUUGAAUUACAGCAACCUUGUUGAAGUCAUGCAUGCUGCCAACAUCUCGGUGUAUGUGGGAAUUCUGAGAAAUGAGUUCCAAAACUUUUUAUUUGAUUACUACGCUGAUCCUUAUGUCGAACUCGCCACUCUUACUCAGAAAGGAGUGGAUGGAAUCGUAACUGACUACCCUAGCUUACAAACGGUAACUUGCUGUCCUUUGCUGCUGCAGGGUCCCCAUGUUCCAAUCCAAAUGCCAAUCUUCCAUAUACAAUACUACCCAUCAAUCCAGGUGACAUGUUUAACAAUCUGGUUACAGCAAAACCUCCAGAGGCUGCACCCGCUGUACCUCUCCUUCAAAAUGCAGAUGUCGAUGAUCCUGCACUGCCUCCUGUAGCCAAGAUUUCAGCUCCCCCACCCGCAUCCCCUUCUGAAUCUGGCUCUAACUCUCUUCCUGCUCCAGCACCCAAAAAAUCAAGAAGCACGAAAACUGCUAGCAACACAGGUCUCAUGGUUGCAGCAAUGGUUGCAGUACUUACCAUUCUCAGCUAUAAUAGCAAAGUUUAUUAAUAGGCAUAUCCACAUUUACAAACACCAGUGUUCACCCUGUCACCGGGAAAUAUUGCAGGUUUUUUUUUAGGUGGAUGUAUUAGUCCCGUUUGCUAAACGUUUUAGUAGGAAUUUUUUGUGCUAAUGAUCAUUGAUUCCACUGACAAGAAUAAGUUGCAGAUUCUGGCUUAUUUGUUACUAUAUUGGAGCUCAACUGUAGAGGCUAAUACUGAAGAUUCAAGUAAUUUGUUACUGGUAAUUAAUUUAACCAGAAAUUUUUCUUACCCAAAAAAGAAAAAAUGAAAUUUUAGAGCGUUCAAGCUGAUAACCUGGAAAUCAAAGGCAACUUAGAUAUCUUGAUUAAAAGCAUAUUCUAAUUCAUGGAGUAAUUUUUAUCCUCAGACUCCGCUACAAUCUUCUUCUGACGCUCAAGUUAGCCAGCAAUUAAUUACAAAAUAUCAGUCUAAAGAAUGAAGAUUUUCAGAACUGACAAGUAACUACAGAAAAUCAAUACCUUCCAGCAGUAUUAAAUUUCUUUUCACAUCAAAUUUUUGGCAAUCCACGAUGCCAACGAUUUCCAUCUGGCAAAACUUUAAUCCUUAAGAAUACACAAAUUGCAAUCAAAAGCCACAAAGUAUUGUAAACUAAAUCGUAAAAGAACAUAUAUUCCAUCAACAGAUUUUCUAACCAAAAGACAGAAAAUGGGGAUAAAAUGAAAAAAGCAAUUUUGCUUGCUUCUGUUUCAAAAGGAAGGUUCCCAGCUACAGAUCCAGAAUAUAGCUGAAAAUUGAACGAAAAGAAUAAGAAAAAUUCUAUGAGGUUGUGGGUUCAUUAUUAAAGCUUGAAGAGUGAAAAAAGGAGGCUCAGAUUGGAGUCUGACAUCAAGACAGGCUAAAACCGCUAUGGCUGCAAACAACAGUUGCCGCAUGAGAGAAAUCAGACAAAGAACCCAAAAG